This is a messenger RNA of Fusarium keratoplasticum, 1311 nucleotides long. Its product is annotated as Ornithine aminotransferase. The transcript has 2 exons. The coding region runs from base 1 to 1311 and encodes 436 amino acids. Gene Ontology annotation, molecular function: pyridoxal phosphate binding; L-ornithine transaminase activity; identical protein binding. Gene Ontology annotation, cellular component: cytoplasm. Lineage: Eukaryota; Fungi; Ascomycota; Sordariomycetes; Hypocreales; Nectriaceae. The record is from RefSeq and is a predicted model, not a curated record.
AUGUCUCAGACCAACGGCAACGUCUCUCGCUUCCACGCCUCUUCCACCGAGAAGGCUAUUGCCAUUGAGGAGGAGUACGCCGCCCACAACUACCACCCUCUCCCCGUCGUCUUCUCCCGCGCCGAGGGCAUCAACGUCUGGGACCCCGAGGGCCGCCACUACUAUGACUUCCUCUCCGCCUACAGUGCCGUCAACCAGGGUCACUGCCACCCCGAGCUCGUCAAGGCCCUCGCCGACCAGGCCAGCCGUCUGACCCUCAGCUCGCGCGCCUUCUACAACGAUGUCUUCCCCAAGUGGGCCGAGAAGGUCCGCGACGUCUUUGGCUACGACAUGGUCCUGCCCAUGUGCACUGGUGCUGAGGCUGUCGAGACCGCCAUCAAGAUUGCCCGCAAGUGGGCUUACAAGGUCAAGGGCGUUCCCCAGGAGAAGGCCUGGAUCUUUGGUGCUUCCGACAACUUCCACGGCCGAACCAUGACCGCCAUCACUCUCUCCGUCGACCCCGAGUCCAAGGCCAACUACGGUCCCUAUGUCCCCAACAUUGGCGCUUUCAACCCCAGCACUGGCAAGCCCAUCCGAUACAACAACAUUGCCGAUCUCGAGGAGGUUCUUGAGGCUCACGGCAAGGAGACCGCUGCCUUCAUCUGCGAGCCCAUCCAGGGUGAGGCCGGUGUCGUCGUCCCCGAUGAGGGUUACCUCGAGCAGGUCCAGGCUCUCUGCACCAAGCACAACGUCCUCUUCAUCUGCGACGAGAUCCAGACCGGUAUCGGCCGAACUGGCCGCAUGCUCUGCUCCCAGUGGGCCAACAUCAAGCCCGACCUCGUCACCCUCGGCAAGGCCAUCUCUGGUGGUCUCUACCCCGUGAGCUGCGUCCUCAGCAGCAAGGAGAUCAUGCUCGUCGUCGAGCCCGGCACCCACGGCUCCACCUACGGAGGAAACCCCCUGGGCUGCGCCGUGUCCAUCCGCGCCCUCGAGAUCAUGGAGGAGGAGGACCUCACUGCCAAGGCUGAGAAGCUUGGUCAGAUCUUCCGUGACGGCCUCAAGGCCCUCGACACCCCUAUCCUCAAGGUUAUCCGAGGAAAGGGUCUCCUGAACGCUGUUGUCAUUGACGAGGAGGCUGCUAAUGGCCGAACUGCCUGGGACCUCUGCCUGCUCCUCAAGAGCAAGGGUCUUCUUGCCAAGCCUACUCACGGCGACAUCAUCCGCUUCGCCCCCCCUCUGGUCAUCACCGAGGAGGAGCUCCGCAAGGGUCUCGACAUCAUCGCCGAGGCUAUCAAGGAGCUUCCCACCGUCGAGAAGGCCGCUGGUCACUAA